Messenger RNA from Nematocida parisii ERTm1, 969 nucleotides. Its product is annotated as cell division cycle protein Cdc13. Gene Ontology annotation, molecular function: cyclin-dependent protein serine/threonine kinase regulator activity. Gene Ontology annotation, biological process: G2/M transition of mitotic cell cycle; regulation of cyclin-dependent protein serine/threonine kinase activity. Lineage: Eukaryota; Fungi; Microsporidia. Gene Ontology annotation, cellular component: centrosome; nucleus; cyclin-dependent protein kinase holoenzyme complex. The annotation marks the transcript as partial. The transcript has a single exon. The record is from RefSeq and is a predicted model, not a curated record.
UAUGAAAGUCAAAAGUAGCUUAGAAAGAAUGGAAACUAAGAAGAUGAAAAGGAAAGCGCUGGCAGAAAUCCAAAACAACCCGGAUAGAAUCGUCAGAGGCUUUUUUGAACCAGAACAAGAGAAAGAAGACCCAAAAUCUAUAAAACCCUACACAAAGGAUAUUCUUUUGCAUUAUACAAAAGAAGAGAGCAAAUACAUGCCUUCGCCAGAUUACAUGUCAUCACAGGAGGAAAUUAAAUGGGCAAUGAGAACAGUUCUUAUAGACUGGAUUAUAGACGUACACUACAAGCUUAACUUACUCCCAGAGACGCUGUACCUGUCAGUUAAUUUAAUUGAUAGAUUCUUAACACGGCGAGUUGUGAGUAUAGGAAAGCUGCAGCUGGUAGGAGUGGCAGGCCUGUUGAUAUCCUCCAAAUUUGAAGAAGUUGCUUCUCCCUCGGUUGAGACGUUUGUGGUGCUUACCGACAGAAGCUUUACAGAAAAUGAAAUACUCCGGGCAGAAAAGUACAUGCUGCACUGCUUGGACUACAAGAUAAGCUAUCCGUCGCCGCUUAACUGGCUGAGGCAGUGUUCACAGGAUGAAGAGGUUGAAAAGCUUGCAACGGUCAUUCUAGACUCUACGCUGCCAGAAGAGGCAUUUUUAGUGUAUACCCCCUCUAUUAUAGGGUCAUCUGCAGCGUACAUAGCAAGAGAUGUUUUAUACGGCAAUAGUGAUGAUUUUAAUGAAUUUCAUCGGUUCACACCCCAUGAUUUAGGAGAUCUGUCCAGUUGUAUAUGCGAGGUUAAAAAAUACCUAGAAAAGCCUAUUCUCCACAGCUCUAUCUUUAAAAAGCACAGCACCUCACUUACUAAGCAUUUGAGCAUCCGCCGUAGUAAAUAGAUGUAAUCACGUGCAGCUGUAUAGUUCUUAAUUAGAGUUGUAUGGUGCCUAAGUAAUAAUUAAUCCUAAGAGUUUGUGCUCUCCAAUCA